This is a messenger RNA of Haplochromis burtoni (Burton's mouthbrooder), 3891 nucleotides long. RefSeq names its product matrix metallopeptidase 17a (gene mmp17a). Gene Ontology annotation, biological process: extracellular matrix organization; collagen catabolic process; proteolysis. Gene Ontology annotation, cellular component: extracellular matrix. NCBI's taxonomy places the organism in Eukaryota, Metazoa, Chordata, Actinopteri, Cichliformes, Cichlidae. The record is from RefSeq and is a predicted model, not a curated record. The transcript is spliced from 10 exons. Gene Ontology annotation, molecular function: metalloendopeptidase activity; zinc ion binding. Bases 366 to 2162 code for a protein of 598 amino acids.
GAGACCGCUCGAGUCUCCUUCAGGCAGACGCACGCAGCUGGCAGCUGCUUCAGUGCGCGAGACCCAACCAUCGAACGGGGAGCUCGCGCUUCUCGCUUCACCUCUGAUGGACUUGAGAUAAGAGGAGAUCAGUCAGCGUCUCUCAUUUUUGAUGCCCCGGGUGUUAGUAACACAGCAAGACACAAACUGCUCUGAUGCUCUCAACUGUUCCUGCGCCCAUUUUAAUGUGUUUUAUGUGUUUGCGCUCAACAGUGAGGUAGACUUUUAUCCGGGCACAUUUUAGAGUGUCAGCGUGUGAUUUAUCCCGUGGAUGCGGCUGUCGGAAUCCAUGUAAGCCCUGCAGGAUCAGCCUGUCACAGGGCAUCAUGGUGCAUCAGGUUCUUCACAAGUGGAUGAGGAAUAUUUCUCCAGAGAUGCUGUUGCUGCUCCUGGUGCCGAUACUGUGCUCCUUUCGUCUGUCAGGAGCGGCUCCCUCUCUGACUACCGAGCAGCUGGACAUGGGGGUGGACUGGCUGAGUAAGUUUGGGUACCUCCCACCGCCUGAUCCUGUGACUGGCCAGCUUCAGACCAAGGAGGCCCUGACCAAGGCCAUCAAAGCCAUGCAGAAGUUUGGAGGGCUUAAGGAGACUGGAGUCUUGGACCAAGAAACACUAGGGCUGAUGAAAACACCCAGAUGUUCUCUGCCUGACGUGUCCGAGACAGAGGGGACAGUGGGACGCAGGAAGCGAAGCUUGAACCCUCAGAACAAAUGGAACAAGAGACAUCUAUCCUGGAGAGUCAGGACCUUUCCUAAGGAUUCGGCUUUACUGGGCAGGGACACUGUUCGAGCCCUCAUGUACUACGCCCUGAAGGUCUGGAGCGAUAUUGCGCCCCUUAAUUUUCAUGAAGUAGCUGGCAGUGAUGCAGAUAUUCAAAUCGACUUCACUAAGGCUGACCACAACGAUGGAUACCCCUUUGAUGGGCCGGGUGGCACAGUGGCACAUGCCUUUUUCCCUGGAGAGAGGUUUACUGCUGGGGAUACACACUUUGAUGAUGACGAGGCCUGGACCUUCAGGUCACCAGAAUCUCAUGGGAUGGAUCUGUUUGCAGUCGCAGUCCAUGAGUUCGGUCAUGCCAUCGGCCUGGUGCACACAUCAGCCAUAGAGUCUAUCAUGAGACCAUACUACCAGGGUCCCGUGGGAGACCCGCUGAAAUAUGAUCUACCCUAUGAAGACAAAGUCAGAGUCUGGCAGCUCUAUGGUGUCAGAGACUCAGUUUCCCAUACAAAUCGACCAGGAAACCCCUCCCAGACAGCUGAACCUCCUGUUCUACUGGACCUCCCUGAAAACAGAUCCACACUCCUACUGGCACGGGAUGCUCCAGACAGAUGCACCAGUCACUUUGAUGCCGUGGCCCAAAUACGAGGGGAGGCCUUCUUUUUCAAAGGGAAGUAUUUUUGGCGGCUAACUCGAGAGAAGCACCUAGUAUCUCUCCGUCCUGCUCAGAUUCAUCGUUUCUGGAGGGGCCUUCCUCCUAAUCUGGACAGUGUGGAUGCUGUGUACGAGAGACCAGGGGACCACAAAAUCGUGUUUUUCAAAGGUUUAAAAUACUGGGUUUUUAAAGACAAUAAUGUAGAAGAGGGUUACCCUCGUCCAAUCAGUGACUUUGGCUUGCCACUGGAAGGAGUGGACGCCGUCUUUGUUUGGCUGCACAACGACAAAACCUACUUUUUUAAGGACAACCGCUACUGGCGCUACGAUGACCACUUGCGACGUAUGGACCUGGGCUACCCUAAAGACAGCUCACUAUGGAAGGGGCUGCCUCCACACCUGGAUGAUGCCAUGAGGUGGUCUGAUGGCUCGUCCUAUUUCUUCAAAGGGAAGGAGUACUGGCGAGUGCCAGGCAGUGACAUGGAGGUGGAGGCAGGAUACCCCCGCCUCAUUGCAAAGGACUGGCUGCUGUGCACAGAGAUGCAGUCGGACUCUCCGGACACACAGCCCAAAAGCACAGAGACGAGAGUCAACGUGCAAAAUCACCCAGAUCACGCGGAGAACGGAUACGAGGUGUGCUCCUGCACCUCGGACACCGCAUCGCCUUUAGGCGUCCGCCCAUCCCCGUCUCCCGUCUGGCUGCUGCCGCCACUCUGGACGCUGUCACUGGCCCUCCGCUCUGAACUGCUAUGAUGCUAAAGCAUGGGACACAGUUCUCAAGCUGGGUGCAAGAGUUUAAUUAUUAGUGAAGGGCCAGUGGACACACACUAAAGUACAAACUGGAAAUUUCUGCUCAUAUAAGUAUUGAUUGGUAUGUUUUUACCAUUCUUUUGUUGUUAUUUAUUUCACAUGCCAUUUGAUGGUCAUCUAAAGCGCCUUGCAGUUUGGGAUGUACAUACCAGUAUCAUACUAUCAAACUAAGGUACCCCUGACAGGUAUCAAUGCAUCCACAAUGAUAAUGUUAGUGCCGUACUUGACAAAUUGUAAUAUCUUUUUUGUUUUAGGUUUGUUUUUGUUGUUUUUGAAUGGCUAAAAAGGCUUAACGCUGAGAAGACUAAAUGAGUAGAGAUUGUUUUUUUCAUGUGCACCAAGUUUACAGCAAUAAUGAAUGGCAUUUGUUUGAUGUGAAGUGGUAAAAAAAAAUAGAAACAUUUUAAUAAGUGACACCAUGGAAUCUGGUAAUGACAGACAUUUUUGAGAAAUAUGCUUCCUUGCUGAGAGUUUGAUGAGAACAUUUGCUUUAGAAAGACCAGGAAAAGAGGGGAAUAGCUAGCUGACCUCAAGCUCAUUGAACUAGCAUUGUUUUUGUCAUUUACAAGUCAUUUACUCGCUUCAAGACAUGUUUUUGUUUUUUUUUACCUUCCAGCAUAGCCAUAAAUAUUUAAACACCUAUCUUCUCAUCUAACUAUCAGCAAGAGAGUAAAGAAGCAUAUUUGCCAAAGAAAAAAAUUGUGCCUGGAAAGUAAAACUUCCUACCAGGCUACUAUAUGCCUUUCAAAACCCUGUCCGUCAAAUCUAUUUUUUUAUCUUUCGUUUUAGCCUGACUGCAGUUAACAUGAUGGCGAAGUUUAGGGUUCUGAUUCACCUAUCCCGGAGAAAAAUAGUAUUUUUACGCAACCUGAUAUAAAAACCCCACAGAACGGCUCAAGCCAGGGUAAAGAAUGACAUCCUGGGAUAUAAAUACUGUAGUUAGACAGUUGACUGACACCCCGGCACAUAUCGAGGCAGCCUGGCAAAAAAAAAAAGUGCCCUGUGGAUGUGGUGUAGAUAGUUUGUAGAUGAAUGGCCCCUGUGGGAUCCUGACAGCCAGGCAUAAAUGGCACGCUGGAUGGCAACAGGUAGAUGAGUGGCAUUUGAGGUUGUAAACAGGCAGGCAGGUGAAUACCACCUGCUACAGCUACAUGCAGGAAAGGGCACUCUGGGAUUUGGAAAACAGACAAACGAAUGUUAUUCAUGGCAGAAAGUCUCUCUCACGGUUGCUUAGUGCCAUUAUCCUUGCUUUGAUCCUUUACCUAUACUCCCACACUCUUUGAGUAAAUGAUGUUCAUAUAUCUACACAAAGUCGUUAUUUUCACCAGAAGCAUUCCCUGCCAUUAUCAGAGGCAGCAUUUGCCUCUGCUUUGUUGUAUUUUUUGUAAUUAAUAUGGAUAGAUUGUGAGUCCAUAUUUGCUUUGAUCAGAUUACAGCUCACGGCUUCAAUCCCAAGUUCCUCCUGGUGACAUCAUUGAAAAACCUCACAAAACAGCAACCAGGUUUAUUGUUGCUGGUAUAUUUACCUACAGUUUAAAUAUAGACACAGAUAUAUUUCAAUGGAGAUGUUCCAUGGGUACUUCAAUCCAAGUGGACUGUGUAUAUUUCAAGCUGUGUUUUCUAAUGUAAAAUAUUUUUGUAGAAAAAACAUUAAAGAAUCCGAAUGACUUUA